Molecule: messenger RNA, 2635 nt
Organism: Girardinichthys multiradiatus
Lineage: Eukaryota; Metazoa; Chordata; Actinopteri; Cyprinodontiformes; Goodeidae
Product: kelch-like protein 38
Exons: 6
Coding region: 465-2357 (630 amino acids)
Molecular function (GO): protein binding
Source: RefSeq, a predicted model, not a curated record
GUGUAUUCCCGGCUCUACUGCCAGGAUUAUCAUGACCCAAGUGUUUAUUACUACACUAACAUUUAUCUUAACUUUAGUGUACUUGUUUUGCAUCGGAUGCAGCACACAAACUGUAUAGGUCUGAGUCUUGACCAUGGAUUCAUACUCACUGAAUACAAUUCUGUGCCCACAUGCCGCUCAAGCAGCUUUUUGUGUAUAAUUUGCUGUGCUCCGUAUAAAAGCCAGAGUACAAGGAAAACAUGGUACAUUGGUAAAUGUGAUGACUAAAAUGGCUUUUUUGUUGCUUAUCUGUGCCCACAUUUCAGAAACAUGCUUUGAUUCUUCUCCAGCCGAACAGGGAACAAACAGACAAUCCCAUUUGUGGAUGUCCUCCACAAAAGGGGGAGGAAUGUACACAGGCCUCGUGGAAAAAGACCAUAACAACAAACAGUGUACAACUCUCUGUCCUACAAAAAGAGAAGCACAUGCAGUCGCACAGCAUCACCACAAGAACGAGAAAGAGAGGUACAGCAGAAUGCCAAGAUGCCUUUUUUUCUGACCUUGCUUUAAAGACGGCACCCUCUGCAAAAAACACAUCUGAGAAAAAAAAGGGAACCAGCAUGGAUUCACCUGCGCUUGAAAUCCUUCACUACAAAGAUGAUGAACAGUCCUCAGCCCUGCUUCUGCAGCUGAACAAACUGAGGGAGGAGAACAUCCUGACAGAUAUCAUCAUGUGUGCUGAUAACACUGAAAUCUCCUGCCACCGUAACGUCCUGGUGUCCAGCAGCCCCUACUUUAGAGCCAUGUUCUGCAAUAACUUCAUAGAGACCCAGCAGACCAAGGUUGUUAUAAAAGGAAUUGGACCUAUCAUUCUGACCAGUAUUGUUGACUAUGUUUACACUGGACUCAUUAGCAUUAACCUGGAUAAUGUGCUCCAUCUGAUGCAGGCAGCAUCCAUGUUGCAAUAUGGCCGCCUUUUUGAGGCCUGCUCAUGUUUCCUCCAGGCACAACUGAGACCAGACAACUGUUUGAGCAUGAUCAGACUCUCAGAUAUGAUGGACUGUGACAGUUUAAGAGAAAAAGCCAAAAAGAUGGCUAUAAAGAGCUUCACUGAUGUGUCCUUGUCUGAGGACCUGUAUGAGCUUUCUUUACAGGAACUGAUGGAGUACUUGGAUGAUGACAGACUUUGUGCUGAGGAGGAGCAGGUUUUUGAGACACUUGUUGCUUGGAUCCAUCAUGAUCCUAUCUCCAGGCAUGGGACCAUCAGCAACCUUUUCAAAAAGGUUCGUCUUCGACAUUUACAUCCUACUUACCUCUUCCAAUUCAUUGCAAAUGACCCUCUGAUCCAGUCUUCUACCCUCUGCAAUGAGAUCAUUGAAUCUGUAAGGCGCCUCAUGUUUUCAGUUGGCACAAGAAGCAUCAGAGACUUAAUGGUUGACUUUAAAACUUUGUGGGCUGCACCACACCGCUGCAGCUACAACGAUACAUUAGUGGUGAUGGGAGGAAGGAGAAACAAUGAGCAGACUUCAAGGGAGGCCUUGAUCUUUGACGAGAAGAACCAGAAGUGGCAGCGGCUCACCAAGCUUCCUGUUCGUCUUCACAAAGCCUCCUAUGUAGCCCUUCACAGCAUACUGUAUGUUCUUGGAGGUUUGACCACAAACACAAACUGCAGCCAGGUCAGCCGGACUGUCUACACCCUCUCCCUCAAGACCAACCAGUGGAGGACAGCAGAGCCCAUGCUGGAGCCUCGCUUUGCCCACCAGAGUGUCUCCUACCUGCACUUCAUCUUCAUCCUGGGUGGCCUCGGGUCUGAUAGACAGCUGACAACCAGUAUGGAAAGGUACAAUAGUAUGUUCAACCAAUGGGAAGCUGUGUCACCAAUACCAGAGGCUGUUCUGCACCCUGCAGUUGCUGCUACCAACCAGAGAAUCUACAUGUUUGGAGGGCAGGAUGCCACAUAUAACCCAGUCAGAUUGAUACAGGUAUAUCAUAUUGGCAGGAACAUGUGGUCCAAGAUGGAAAACAGAACAGUGAAGAACGUGUCUGCUCCUGCUGUUGUUGUGGAUGAAAAAAUCUACAUCAUUGGAGGAUACACCAGGAGAGUGAUUGCCUACGACACCGAGGCCAACACGUUCAUUAAAUGUGCCAACCUGAAGGAGCGGAGGAUGCACCACGCCGCUGCCUGCCUCAACAACAAGCUCUACGUCACUGGCGGACGUUACAUCAGCGGUCAUAAUCUCAUAGAAGACCUGGACACUUUAGAGUGCUUUCACCCAAAGACAGACACUUGGACACAUAAAGGGACCUUGCCAUAUAAACUGUUUGACCACGGCUCCCUGACGCUGACAUGUAUCGUGCAGAACUGGAAGAAAUCAUAAUAAAGGCAAAGGAACAUUUUUAAAUGUUUACAAUUUUUAACUGUGUUGCCCUGCAAUGGACUGGCGACCUGUUCAAGGUGUACCCCGCCUCUCACCCGUAGACUGCUGGAGAUAGGCACCAGCUGCCCCGCGACCCACUAUGGAAGAAGUGGGUAUAGAAAAUGGAUGGAUGGAACUAGUUGUGUAUUGAAAGUUUGUACUGAAAUUUUAAUGAAACAGAUUUAAAGCUUGUUUAUAAAAUGCAGUUGCACAAUAAACACCUUUUUCUUAAGAAAAUA